AUGAACAAGCUUGCUAUGGAAGGAACUAAAGAGCAGAAUAUUGUGGAAGAUUUAAUGGCAGAAAAGCGGGCUAUUUUGGAAGAGCUGGCUCAGUGUAAAGCUGAUAAAGACUUUGUUUGGAAUCUGUGGCGGAGAUUACAAUCUGCUCAACCCGAUGUUACUUCGGUCGUUAGCAUGGUAGUCGCUCGAGAAAAAGAGAAAGGCGAGGAGAAAGAUAAAAAGGUUUUGGAAAUCUUGCAGGUGAAGGAUGAAAAGAUCAAGGAAUUAAAAGAGAGGAUAUUAGCGGCGGAGGAUGAGUCUCAUUACAGUAAAACACGCUACCACGACCUGUUGAUUGAAAACGAGGAACUCAAGCAAAAAUUAGAUGAGAUACAGAGCGAGUUCUCGGCAAAAGAGAAAGAACUACGCGAAGAAAAUGGCUAUUUGUCCAGUUUGCUUACAGCUCAUCAGGCGCAGAAGGAGGUGGAUGAUCAAACCGUUAAAGAAAAUCUGGAUAAGAUAACAGAGGAGAAAAAUCAGCUGAAGUUAAGAAUAGUAAGUUUGGAGAAACAAGUUAGUGAUUUCAGUGAACAGAAGUUAAACAUGGCUUCGGCGAUCGAAGCGAACGCAACUUUAGAGGAAAAGAUUAGAUCAUUACAAAAUGAGGUCAAUGAGUUAACAUUAAAAAGCGCUGAAGUUGCAAAGAAUUGCGACGAGGCUGAAUUAAAGUUAAAUGAGAAACAAAACGUGGUCAAAGAGCAAUUAGAGUCAUUACAAGAACAGUCUGAAAAAAUUACAGAACUUGAAAGUGAUUUACUGGCAAUGAAAAGUGAACUUGAACAGGCGAAGGACAGUUACAAACAGGCUGUUAGUCAUAUAACGGAGCAAGAAAACGUUAUCAAACGUCUGGAAGAACUUCAGGCAAAUAAUCAGAGAGAUCUCAUCGACCGCGAGAAAGAAUAUCGCAAAGGACUUGCUUCUCUGCAGAAGUCUGUGGCCGACCUUCAAGCACGUUGCUCAGUUUAUCAGGAAAAGGAAACCAAGUCACUGCAAGAGACCGAGAGGCUGAGAGAAUCUUCAGCCAAGUUAACAGAAGACCUUAGAGUCAAAGAGUUGAUUAUUGAGGAACUAAAGGACGCUGUCAGAGGUGGCGUUCGUUCGGAAGAAGUUUCGAAACGCGAAGACAGAUUAAAUGAAUCAAGCGAGCGUGACCACAGGGUGCCUCAGAGAGAUAUCAAGAGAACACAAGAUUCCUUUUCUCGAAAAGGGCUAAAAUCGAAAAGCGCGGAACAACGACCAACGGACGGCUCGGAUGAAAGUAUCGAGGAACUGAGAUCGGAAAUCGCAAUGACGAAUCAAGAUACGGAGAGAAAACUGAAAAAAAUAACAGCUCUUGAUGAGCUUGAGAACCGGCUAAGUGAAAACAGGAAGCUUAUAGAUGAACUGAAAAAGCUUCUGGAGCUCAAAGAAGCGGAACUUGUAGAAACUAGACGCGCUCAUUCGCAAAGGCAACAGCGCUACAGAAUGUUGAAAGAAAAUUACCAACUUGUGCUAGAACAGAUUAAGACUUAUGAGGCUUCAAACGCUGAUCGAACCGGAAGUGAUUCUCAACUUCCGGAAAGACCGGAAGAGCGAGAACUGCGACAUUUGGAUAGUGACCAAGUCUGGAAAGAGUUGGCUUAUUAUAAACACGAGUACGAGGCUCUGGCGAAAGAAAGGCAUGAUGUUUUGGAAGAGGUGGAUGUUCUUAGAGUCCAGCAUGCUAAUGAUCUGGCGAAUGUCCAGGAGCUCCGUGUUCAAAUUAGCGAAGAGAAAGAGGAGAACUCUUCGCUGCGUAGCAAGAUGGCGGCGGGAGAGGAAGCCUUUGACGCGCUCCGUCUUGAAGUGGAAAAGCAUGAAGACCAGUUGCAGAGUUGGCAGGAAAAGGCUCUCCAAGGACAAUCGUUGAGUAGCGACCUUGAGGAACAAAAUCAGUUUCUGAGGCUCGAAAUAAAGGCGUUACAAGAAAAAAAUCAAACACUCACUGAAGAAUUCAGUGGGUUAGCAGAUGAGUUUGAGACUCUAAAUAGACGUUAUAAUGAGCUGUCAAACAAAGCGGAGACGAGCAAAGUUACAGAAAAACAAAAUGUCGUUGGUAACAAAGAACUGGCCUCUCAAACUGUUAACACAGAUUCUGAAAUUGUUAAGCAGCAUGUUGAAUCGCUAAGUAGUUAUGAUGAACAAGUAAGGCGUAUCGCUGACAGAAUCUUACGUAGCCCUCCAAAAGACGCUGAAGAAAUACGAGCCACGCAAAGUGUGAAUGUCACGCAAGGAAUCGGUGUCACGCAAGGCACGCAGACAGAUGACUUCCCUCGUUUUGUCGAUUCAAGUGUUAAUGUGAAUUUAGACGCCGAUGAAGUCUUAUCAACGGACGAGGAGGACACCAUUGCUUUUAAAAGCAGUGUAAAGAAGGGUAAGGUGCCUGUUCGUAGGCAGGAAACUCCGCAGCCUAAAAAGGUGGCGAAGAAAACGCCGCGAAGAAACGAAUGGGCAAGCAUGAAGCAGCGAAUUCUAAGCUUGACGCAAGAAGUUUCAGCACUUCGGCAGUCGAAAGAUAAAGCUGUUAAGUCGCUGAAUCUGCAGAGGAACGAUUUCGAGAGCUUGCAAACGGAGUACAAUUCCUUGCUGUCUAAACUACAACUUAGCAGGAACUCGGUGCAGCAUUUGACUGACAACUUGAAGAUGUGCGAGCGAAAGAACGAACGUUUGGUAGCAGAGUUGAAGGAGCAAAAAGAAGAAGAUGUGAGACCGACUGCACUCUCGAUUGCAGAGUGGAAGCGCUUAGAAGAAGAACUGCGAUUGGCCACAAUGGAGUGUAUUCGGUUGGCAAGCAUUGUCAGAACGCUAGGGGGCGAGAAUGAACAGCUCAGAGCAAGGCUGAAGGAAUUACAAGACAAUAAUUCAAGGCUUGAGCACGCUGUUACUCAGAAGAAGACACUCCUCGAUGAAAUGAAAACCAAGAUGAAACUCGUGGAAGAAAAAGCCAAGCAAGACUCAGACACGGCAAAGAAUGUGGAAGAGAAGUAUUAUCAGCUUAAAGAAAGGGAGAAAACUAACAAACUACGAAUUGAAACUCUUGAGCACCGACUGGAUGGGGAGAUGAGGGACAAACAGAAAUUUCGUCAAGAACUGAUGAACUGCCAGGAGGAGCUUAAGAAAAAGACUCAACAGUUAACAAGGUAG
Porites evermanni is the source of this 3201-nucleotide messenger RNA. Lineage: Eukaryota; Metazoa; Cnidaria; Anthozoa; Scleractinia; Poritidae. The record is from the annotation of a GenBank genome assembly.